UUUUCGUUUCAUCUACGUGGACGUUUCUGCUCCCAUAGCUAAGGUCACCGGAAAGAGAUUCAUCGACGAAAGUCACUGUCAGUCCAAGAUUAUUGGCAUCUAAGUUGAAGUGAACACUCUGAUUUAAUUACGAACAGGGUUUUUUGGCUGAAAAACAUGACUAAAGCUCAAAUGGCUGCGAAAACACCUGCUGCAAAGGCACCUGCUGCAACUCCACCUGUACAAUCUGCCAUAAAAAGGAGGACAAGGAGCAAGCGGUACAUGAAUCGUGCUCAGCAGUUCAAGAUUAAGAAUGCGCAAGUGAAGGAACAGACAGAAGCAAUGUUGGCAGCUGGAAGAAAUAAAAUCAAAGUCAGUGGAUUACCAAGAUUUUAUGUUAUAAAUGACCCUUUGCUGCAAAGCUUCCUGAAGACAGUGAGAGAUGAUUUAAAGCUGAAUGUUGUUCACACAAGGUUUUCAAAGAAAGGUAAUGCAUGGCUCUACUUAUCAUUCGCAACAGAAGAAGAACAAGUUGCUGCUCUGGAAAAACUGAAGAGGUUCACCUGGCAAGGUAGAACUUUAAUCAGCACUUUGGUGACUACCGAUGAACUGAAGAAAGAAGAUGAUGAUGAGGCUAGUGCUUCCAAGAAAAUAAAAAUUGAAAUUCCCCUUGAGGAGCAAGUUUUAAUGUCUCAAAUUCCAUUUUACAGCAUUGACUAUGAAGAGCAGUUGAGUAAGAAGCACGAGGAAGCUCACAGCCUCCUAGCAAGAGUCCGAGACCUAAUGGUGCGACAAGGUCAUGCCAAAGAAUGGUGUGAUAAGCGCUGCAAAGAAUUGGAAAGUGAUAUUCCGUUCGCUUUGGAAAAAAUACGACCCUGCCCAAUGAUCAAUGAAUAUCGCAAUAAAUUUGACUUCGUCAUCGGCUAUAAACCACACUUAGAGACGUAUGGCGUCGGUGUGAGAGUGAAGGAUGCAGAGGACGGUACUCUUCAGGUCGGCCCUAUCGAUGAAUUACGCAAUUUACCGAAGCCCAUGAUUCAGCUCGCCAAGAUAUUUGAUGGGUACAUCAACAAGGAUAAUCAUCAGCAUUGGUUAUGCUUUACUGUUCGAAAGAAUUCUCUCGAUGAGUAUAUGGUCAUCGCAGGUGCGACAAACAUUCCUAAAACCACAAAAACGAGAGGAAAACCUGUUGUGAAGCAAGAACCUGCAGAACCAGCCAAGCCUUUUGACCCUGUUCUCCUUGAGCAAAUGAAACAGGAUGUGACUGGAUUAUUCAAGAACGUGAACUUCUGCAAACUGAAGUCAAUUUAUUUGGAAACUGAAAGAGGACGGUCCAAGAGUGAUCAUGAUCUUCAUCACUUGUGGGGUGAAACCCAAAUUAAAGAGAAACUUGGAGAUUUAGAAAUUGCGAUAUCCCCAUCGACUUUCUUCCGACAAAAUAGUUCCGGUACGGAGGUUUUGUGCUCUGUUGUUGAAGAACUUGCUGACCUAACCAGCGAAACAACCUUGCUGGAUUUAUUCUGUGGCUCUGGCAGCUUAUCCUUGACUCUUGCAAAGAAAUGCAAGCAUGUCAUUGGCGUUGAAGUUUUGGAGUCCAACUUAGAAGAUGCCAAGAAGAAUGCUGAACUGAAUGGAAUAAAAAAUUGUGAAUUCAUUGCUGGGAAAAUUGAAGAUGAAAUUGAAAAGAUUUUAAGUAACCUACAAGAUAAAGAAGUUGUUGUUGUCCUGGAUCCUCCUCGAAGCGGCAUUCAUGCUCGAAUUGUACAUGCCCUGCGAAACUUCGCUUUCUGCAAGCGAUUUGUGUACGUUUGCUCGAACCACAAAUUACCCUUCAGAAAUCUUUUGGAUCUAAGUUCGGUCAUUACGGAGCCCAAACCAAAGAACAAAGCAUUUGAUACUGAUCCUUUCCUGCCCGUCAAAGUGGUACCUGUUGAUAUGACUCCUCACUCGCUUCGCUCUGAAUUGGUGAUACAGUGUGAUCGCCAGCCAAAAGAUCAGUUUAAAAGCAUUGAGGAACCUAAGAGCACCCCUGCAACUGAAACAACAAAAGUGGCUGCAAAGAAACCAAAUCAGCAGCAGCAAAAGAAGAAGGUUGCUUCGCCCGAGAAGAAGUUUAUUCCUAACAGAAACAGCCUUAGGGGAGUUGGUGGAAUUAGAGGAGUACGCGGAAUGAGGGGAAUGCGAGGAAUGGUUGGCAUGCCAAGAGGCAGCAUGGCAAUGCGUGGAGGUCCCCCCUUCAAUAGUGCCCCAUAUCCUGUUCCACCUAGAGCUCCUAACCCAGGCCCACCUCGUGCCAACUUUGAAAGACCUGCGAUGAACAGUGCUAUGUAUUUGGAUUCUAUCAGAGAUAUUGAAAGAAGAGCAUAUGAAGAAGGCCUUGUCAAGGGGCUAGAAAGGAGUGCCUAUCAAAUGGGGUUAGCUCAAGGCAUGAACAAACCUGCUGACAAAUACAUGGAUUGGGAAAGUCCUGCUGAAAGACGCCAACUGGAAUUGAGCAGGGGUGAUUCCUGGAGCAGUCCACCAAACCCAAGGGGUUGGGACAGAGAAGCGGGAGGCAGUAAAUGGAACUCAAGUUCAGCCUCUAGUGAUCGAUUCAGAGACCCGGCUCCAAGCCCAUGGAGCUCUGAUUACGCUCAAAACAGUUCUGGUUUUGGAAGUUCAUCCUCAGGAUUCUACCCAGAGCGAGCUGCGGCAAGAAGCUGGGGCAGCUCCACUCCCAGUGACUUUGGUUUCUCUAGAAAUGCCAGUUCUUCAGCCAUGAAAGUCUGGGAUACAGCCCCAAGCACGAAGAAUUCCUUCGGAGACUCUUUCGGAGGCAGUCCUUGGUCUAAGACUUCUAGUUUCUCAUCCAGUCCAUUCAAUGGAGAAGCCAGAAGGAGUGCAGGAUUCAACUCUAGUAUGAACAGCUCUUUUGGCGCCGCACGGAACACGAGAGGCGGAAGUAAUGUCAGGGGAAACAAGCCAAGAGGAGGCACAGGCGGCAACUUUAGAGGUAACAAAAGAGGCCGAGGAAAAUUCUAAUCGGUUCAAAAUGUAUUGUAAUUUUACUCUCUCAUGAAUCUAUUGUAUUACACUCUCUGUUGCAAAAUGAACUCAGUUAUCAGGAGGUAGAGAGACAAAGAAAACAAUCUAUUUUCUCUCAUUGGUUGAUUUAUAUUUCGCAAAUAGCCAUCUUUUUCCCUCCUUUUUUUAUCCGUAGGACUUGAAGCAGUUCUGAACAAUCACUGAGUAAACUGUGCUUCCUAUACAUUCUUUCAAAAGAUUUUAAUAAAUGCAUGAAUCUCUUUUAAGUCACCAUGUGUUUUAUCAGUAAUGUACUCAGUUAAAAUUAUUCAAUCCUAAAUUCAAGCCCGCCGAUGCUCCCAGUUUGCAAUGCAUUCAGGCUUUUUUUGGCAACUGCUCUCCAGAACUUGUUUUAUGUUAAAUUCUAAUUUCCCCAAGUGUUUUUCAAUAACAGUUGCAACAUCUUAUGGAGGAAUCUUAAGGAAUGAGAAUAUAAUAUAAUAAUCCUAUUUCCUCAACAAUCUCUCCUUCUAAUCAUCGUAGGCCUCACUAAAAGCAGGGAAUAUUUAGAAGGGGCUUUUUCGAAUAUUUAAGCAGGAGAGACCUCAGAAACCUGCGCAGUCUGCAAUCAUUUUUAUUCAUGUUUAAACUUAAUUUUUUAUAGGAUACUUAAAUUAUAAGAUUAUUAUUUAUACAUAAAUAUGAUUAUUAUUUAUAUACCCACUCAAUUUAACAUAUUUUUUUUCCAAUUCUAUAUUUUCAAAUCCUUCACUCCUCUGUACACAGGUUUGCAAUAUCUUUGCAACAUUCCAUCUGCUGUAUUUCGUAAAAUUGUAAUCAAAGCUCAGAUCAAGUAAAGAAUGCUUCUUUAUAUAUAUAUAUAUUGGAAUCAUUGAUUGAUUAUCAGUUUUUUUGUCCAAUUCUGUGAUUAUACUUUUUUGUGUAUUGUGACUCUUUAUUCCAUUUUUUUAAAUUCAUAAAUUAUGAUUUCGAAAACUUGAAAAGGUAUUUGAUCAUCAACUUGUGAACCUGCUUUAAAAUUUUGCAACCAUUCAAGUAUCUUGGGGCAAGAUUGCCUCUUUUCUUUUGUUGAACUAAGUCGGUUGCCCUUUGAAUUGUUUAAAUCAUUUUUUUUUUUUAUUAUUUUGAUUAAUACAUAACAUUUUUUACACUCUUAUUCUGUAUUUUUGGAAAUGCAUUAGCAUUACUUGAUGUUCUGUAAUUAAAUUAAAAUACUUAAUAAAGCUUUUGAUUGCA
This is a messenger RNA of Bemisia tabaci, 4239 nucleotides long. RefSeq names its product tRNA (uracil-5-)-methyltransferase homolog A. NCBI's taxonomy places the organism in Eukaryota, Metazoa, Arthropoda, Insecta, Hemiptera, Aleyrodidae. Gene Ontology annotation, biological process: RNA processing. Gene Ontology annotation, molecular function: RNA methyltransferase activity; RNA binding. The record is from RefSeq and is a predicted model, not a curated record.